AUGGGCAACUCUGCUAUUUCUGGACUAUUGGAAGAGAAUAUGGUUCGCUAUUCCAAAGUUGAAGGAGAGUUGAGUGACCGACCUCUGCUUUCUAUCGGUCAAAUGACAAAUAUAGCCGAUCAUUGGAUGGUUUCGGGAACGCCAAUGCUCGCGGCUGCUACAGGAGAAUCAGGAGAACUGCUAAGACUAGCCCGCAUUGAUGAAUCAAAAUGGCAAUGGGAAGCUGACAAACACACGACUCUUACGUCCUCUGUAAUUGACCCUGAUGAUCCUGAGGAAGAGGCUAUCUGGAGUAGCGAUGGCCUGCCAAUUUCUCAAGUCAAAUUCGCAACCAGCUUAUCGCGAUACGAAGCUGUCCGUUGGCUCAUCGUUCAAAAGCAGACUUCAACCACGAUCCUUAACCCAGAGUACCACAAAGUCCCAGUAGCGCAGUCUUCUAUUGCCAACUUCAACACUGAGCAACCUCGACUAUCUCGAAUUAAUCCUAACCCUAUUCUGAUCAUUCCACAUAAGAUGACCGGCGGCAACGCCCAGAUGGAUGUUGCCUUUAACCCAAACGCAAAAGGACAAUCACCACAAAUUGCCAUCAUCGAUGAGUGCGGAUAUUGGUCCAUAUGGGACACCUUUGGAGGCAGAGCGAGAACGCGACUGUCAUCUUCGAAACUCGGGCAUAUCUCAGAUGGGUUGUUGAACGAGAUUCCCCCCACAUCGGAGCACAAGGCUGCAAAGCACGGGAUUCUGUUUGUUGGCACUGCCAAGGUGGACAGUUUCUGGGAGGACGAAUCGCAGAACGACGAAAAUCCUGAAGGCCUAGCAAAGCGUGCAAGUCAUUUGUUGAUCUGGAAUAGGGGAAAAUGUCAAGUUCUUGAUCUUGAAUCGCAUAUGGCUUUACCUCAGCUGCCACUCUUCGUUCUUCCAAAGAAACCUGACGCGAUUCUUGACAUCAGGGUCAGUCCCGCCAACCAGAACCACAUCUUUGUCUUGACUAUGCGGACUCUUCACUGGAUCGAUUUGUUUCCAAAGGGAGAAGACGACGAUGAACCAUCAAAACCCGUCAUCUUGAUUUCCUCUCCCCGGUUAUUGGAUAGUGAGGCACUGCGCAUGACGACUUGCUUGACUUCAGAAGGGGGGCAACAAGCUGUCAUGGUGUUCGUCUUUUCUCCGACACGCAAACAGAUUCAGACAUACUGGUUCGGGUUUUCAAAACAGACCGGUCUUCCUUACUGGCACCGGGACGUUCUAAGCAUACCUGAUGAGAACAAUACCUUCAAGGGUGCAUUCCAGUCAUUAGAAUUUCACCCUGUCAGCCUCGCCCAGGACGGGCAGCCCUCGCCUGGUCUAGGCGGUGAUUAUUACCGGGCAGGUGUUCAGUUCUAUCAAGGAAGCAUUCUCAGUAAGGACCUUGGCGUGCAAUACUGCAUUUGCGGUUCGGUCAAAGAUCGCGGCAUACAAUUGAAGCUACCAACUGAACUUGCUGUACGGUCCAAGACAUCCCAAGCUCAGCGGUGGAAGAAGAGGCGCAGGAAUUUUCUUCGAUAUAUGGACAACGCCUUCGUACUUCCAGAUGGUGUAGCUAAUAAUAUCCAUGAAGUUGUCAAGCGUCCUGAUCGAUCUACCAAACCCGCCAACAGAUCUGCAGCCUUCGGUCCCAUACGCCUUAAACUUGAUCUACUGUGUCGCUCUCUUCAGAAAUCUCUUGUUGCAGUCUCGCAAAGCAUUCAUGAUAUACCUCCUGCCCUACUCUUUGCUAUACAGGAGAACAUCACGGAGGGCACGAAUGAAGGAAGACUUCCCCUCAAGACCUGGAAAGAGAUUGGUGACGAAAUGGGCUCAAUGGAGCUGGUCACUAACGAAGAUGCGGAACAACCAGAUAUACUUGACUUGUUUUUAGGCGACGAUGGGCAAACGGUGGUAACGCAGCUAGGAAGACAAACUUCGGAAGAGUGGAUUCAGGAACUUGUCAGUUUAUCACAUCUCAAUCAAACAUAUGUGGAUCUCUGGCUUGAUCCCUUGGAAGGAAGAUUGCUUGACGGAGAGGAGGAGUUAAGGAGAGGCUGGAUAGCAGACUUGGCCAAAGAUAUGUUUCUGGCAACUGCUGGAGUUAUGGUUCAGGACACGCCGCUGUUAGGCCCGGCAAGACAGGGAGGAGACGAACGAAACCAGCCCGCUCAGUCAAGUGCAAUGCGAGUUCAGUCAUCCCAGUCGUCACAUGGUGGGAUUCCUUCCUCGCCUCUCAGCACGACAUCGAAUACCACCAGCGACGACGCGAUUAGGCGGCUGCAGCUCCUCGCACCUUCGUUGCGACUGGAUAAGAUGGAAUCAGUCAAACAAUCAAGUGUGCUAGCACACUGGCCGACCGAACGUGGUAUGAGCACAGAUGAUUACAUUUCUAGCGUUGCUAUUGCCAGCGAUAAGAAGUUUGACGAUGCGAGAUCGCGUUUGCGCAGGAUAGAAAGCAAGCGCAAAGCACAUGCAGAAAAGUACAAGCUGCCCUCAGCUAUGCGACAAAGCGGUGUUUCUACCCCCAAGAGCAAACAGUCGCAGUCACAAAUCCGGACAGGAGGACUUGGCGGACCACCACGGUCAUCCCAGAUGCUUCCCCAAAGAGAAGACCCUACAGAGCUUCCUCCCAUGCCUGCUGCACCAACGCCUGCACAAUUCAUGUCAAGUCAACAGGGAGCUCCCAGCUCAUCUCAGAGCCAAGGAAUCUUUGGGCCUUCAAUUGCCAUGAGUCAGCCUGUAUCAGGCAUCUUUGGGGAUAGGAAGAAGAAUAAGAAACCUAAGAGGAAGAGCGGAUUCAGAUAA
Fusarium coffeatum is the source of this 2805-nucleotide messenger RNA. RefSeq lists its product as uncharacterized. Gene Ontology annotation, biological process: nucleolar large rRNA transcription by RNA polymerase I. NCBI's taxonomy places the organism in Eukaryota, Fungi, Ascomycota, Sordariomycetes, Hypocreales, Nectriaceae. Gene Ontology annotation, cellular component: RNA polymerase I core factor complex. The record is from RefSeq and is a predicted model, not a curated record. Bases 1 to 2805 code for a protein of 934 amino acids. Gene Ontology annotation, molecular function: RNA polymerase I general transcription initiation factor binding; RNA polymerase I transcription regulatory region sequence-specific DNA binding. The transcript has a single exon.